Ruditapes philippinarum (Manila clam) is the source of this 5063-nucleotide messenger RNA. Its product is annotated as F-box only protein 11-like. The transcript is spliced from 19 exons. The record is from RefSeq and is a predicted model, not a curated record. Bases 101 to 2698 code for a protein of 865 amino acids. Gene Ontology annotation, molecular function: zinc ion binding; protein binding. Gene Ontology annotation, biological process: regulation of apoptotic process; ubiquitin-dependent protein catabolic process; protein ubiquitination. Lineage: Eukaryota; Metazoa; Mollusca; Bivalvia; Venerida; Veneridae.
CAUUCGCGUGACAAAUGAAAUUUUCAAUAUGGCCGCCGGAGUUAGACAUCGGUAAUAACUUGAGUAAAUAAAUUAGCAUUUCAGUUAAUUCAAGGCUAAAAUGCCUUCUUCAACUGGACGUAAUACACGAUUGAGUUCUAGGCUAAAACGGAGAAAAUCAUCUUUGAAGAAAGGGGCACGAAAUGCACUGAAUUCAGGAAACUCUGACUCAAAUGAUGAAGCCGCUUCAACAUCUGGAGAGACAGGAACCCGUGUACAGCAAUAUAACUUACGUAGAAGGCCUGGAGAUUCCAGUAAUACAGUUGUUCCAGCCAAAAGAAAGAAAAAGACAAGACAAAGUACACCAAUCAUUAAAGGUGAGGCAGUAGGUGGGAAAUACUUACAGCAGGAUCUUCCAGAUGAAGUGCUUCUCAAGAUAUUCAGUUACCUGCUAGAGUUUGACUUGUGCAGAGCCUCACAAGUCUGUAAACGCUUUAGAUCCAUUGGAAACGAUGCUGAGCUAUGGAAAAAAUUGUACCAGGAGCUGUUUGAAUAUGACAUACCCCUUUUUCAUCCGGAACCAAAAGUAUUUACAUUUAUAGAAAAGGAAAUUAAAGAAUAUGAAAAUCAGUGGAAGGAGAGCUUUAGGCAGCUGUACCAAGGUGUUCAUGUGCGACCUGGAUUCUAUGAUUUAUAUUCAUACAGAGGGAAAAGAUUAAGAAGUAGAGAUCUUGUUUGUUUUGACACGAUAGAACAGGCAUACACAUUUGUUGAUACAGAGGAUAUUGAUGAUGCCAUUAUUUUUGUCCACUCUGGAAUCUAUGUCGGGGAAUUUCUACUUAUUGACCUCAACGUCUCAAUUCUUGGCGCUGCACCAGGAAAUGUUAUGGAUCAUGUAAUCAUUGAGAGAGAAAGUGAGUCAACAAUUGUGUUUGUUGAGGGAGCUAGGGAUGCUUACUUAGGAUAUGUUACAUUAAAGUUUACACCAGAUAUAGCCUCAUCUGUGCCACAUCAUAAACAUUAUGCUCUUGAAGUAACAGAGAAUUGUUCUCCUACCAUAGAUCACUGUAGAAUCAAGAGUACUUCAGUUGGUGCUGCUGUAUGUGUGUCUGGGUCUGGUGCUGACCCCUUUAUACGACAUUGCCUCAUCAAAGAUUGUGAAAAUGUUGGUCUCUAUGUUACUGAUUAUGCACAGGGAACAUAUGAGGAUAAUGAGAUCAGUGGUAAUGCACUAGCUGGUAUCUGGGUAAAGAAUUAUGCUAACCCUAUAAUGAGGAGAAAUCAUAUCCAUCAUGGCAGAGAUGUUGGCAUAUUUACCUUCGAUUAUGGUCAGGGUUACUUUGAGAGCUGUGAUAUACACAAUAAUCGUAUUGCUGGUUUUGAGGUGAAGGCAGGAGCCAAUCCUACUGUGAUUCACUGUGAAAUUCAUCAUGGUCAGACUGGAGGAAUAUAUGUGCAUGAAAAUGGACGAGGACAAUUUAUAGACAAUAAAAUACAUUCAAAUAACUUUGCUGGUGUUUGGAUAACUUCAAAUAGUGAUCCUACUAUAAGGAAAAAUGAGAUUUACAAUGGCCAUCAAGGUGGUGUGUAUAUAUUUGGUGAGGGAAGAGGUCUUAUAGAACACAAUAAUAUUUAUGGUAAUGCCCUGGCUGGUAUACAAAUACGAACAAACAGCAAUCCAAUAGUUAGACACAACAAAAUCCACCAUGGUCAACAUGGCGGUAUCUACGUGCAUGAGAAAGGUCAAGGUUUGAUAGAGGAGAAUGAGGUAUACUCAAAUACACUGGCAGGUGUAUGGAUCACCACAGGAAGUACACCUGUACUAAGACGCAAUAGAAUACACAGUGGCAAACAGGUUGGCGUAUAUUUUUAUGACAACGGUCAUGGUGUUUUGGAAGAUAAUGAUAUAUUCAACCACCUAUACUCUGGUGUUCAAAUUAGAACUGGAAGUAAUCCCUUGAUACGAAGGAAUAAGAUAUGGGGAGGACAAAAUGGUGGAAUAUUAGUGUAUAAUAGUGGCUUAGGAAUGAUAGAAAACAAUGAAAUAUUUGACAAUGCAAUGGCAGGGGUAUGGAUUAAAACAGACAGUAACCCUGUGUUAAGACAUAAUAAAAUUCAUGAUGGAAGAGAUGGUGGAAUUUGUAUAUUUAAUGGGGGUAAAGGAAUCUUGGAAGAAAAUGAUAUUUUCCGUAAUGCACAAGCUGGACUGUUAAUUAGUACUCAAAGUAACCCAACUUUGCGACGAAACCGAAUAUUUGACGGUCAGGCUGCAGGUGUAGAGAUUACUAACAAUGCAACAGCAAACCUUGAGGGUAACAAAGUGUUUAAUAAUAAAUUUGGAGGCUUGUGUCUUGCCAGUGGAGUAAAUCCAAUCAUGAAAGAUAAUCAAAUCUAUGGCAACCAUAACAUGGUACAGAAAGCAGUGUCGUCUGGUCAGUGCCUAUACAAAAUCUCCAGCUAUACAAGCUUUCCAAUGCAUGAUUUCUACAGAUGUAAAACAUGCAACACUACUGAAAGAAAUGCAAUCUGUGUGAACUGUAUUAAGACUUGCCAUGGAGGUCAUGAAGUGGAAUUUAUCCGACACGAUCGUUUCUUCUGUGACUGUGGAGCAGGGACUCUAAAUAAUGCGUGUAGGUUACAGGGUGAGUCUACACAAGAUACAGAUACACUGUAUGACUCAGCUGCACCCAUGGAAUCUCACACGUUACGAGUCAACUGAUAGUGAUAACUGUGUCAGUAGAGAAAUAUACAUCGUGUUGUGGUAUUAAACACUUGAUGCCCUGUACAUAAACUUGGUAUCAUUUACUGCAGUUGUCUAACUACAGCAGAUAUAACAUUUACUUUUAUGUUACAUAUUGUAACAGAGCUGAUAUCCGAGCCAGUACAAGGGGGAGAGUUGAUCAAAAUCCAGUAGUGUCAGAAUGAGAAAAUGUAUAACGUAUGCCAAAACAUUAAGAAAUGGAGGUUUUCUCAGAAUGUAAAGUUCUGACGAAAUUGAUUUGAUAUUGAGUUUUAUUCAUGUAUCUUAGUUUUGAUAGUUAAAUGCACUAUGAUAAUAUAUUCUCUUAGCAAAACACACUGCCAUUGGGUCACUGUUGCUUUGGUGACAUCAGAUACUUCAAAAAUAGAUAUAACAACAUUGGUUUCCUAUUUAUGUGUCACUCAUAGUUGACAUAUAUUGUUAUGUUAUGGUAUAAAACACUGCCUUUUCACAUUCAGUGCAACUAAAGGCUUGAUGCAUUUAUAUACAUUUAGCAGAAACACAUUUGAAAUUAAUUUAAAUGUUAAUCCAUAAAGAUUUUUACUAUAGUUUUAUUUGAAUUAAAUUCCAAGUAAGAAUUUUUUGAUAUUGAGAAAAAAAAGUAUUAAAAGAUUAUCAUAGGAUUCUAACUCUUAUAUGAAGCAAGUUUGGUUUAUGUAGAAUUUUGACUCUUUAUCAAGCAUUCACUGAAUUGGUUCUAGAUAAGAUCUUUACAUUGGUAUAAAGAUAUUUUACUGGUAUGUGAUUUUGUUUGAUGUUUACAGAUCAAACUGCUGAUACUCUUUAUACAAGGGUGAAAAAAUGUGCCACUGUAAAUUACAAAACAUGUAGAUACACCUAGUGUUACACACUGCAUGACCGCCGUGUAAAUACAGACCGUGUACAAAGUGCACACACACAUACAUAUAUUUGUAAAGAAAUUGUUGUGUAUAGAUAUAUGUACAAAUGUAUUUUAGGACUUUUUUCUCGGUGUUGGUCAAAGAAAUAUUUGUUAAAUUUGUUUCUUUUUUUUUGUAUUUUCUUACACUGUAAAGUGCUAAAUGAAAUCUCUUCUUACAAGUUUAGCAUUCAAUAUUAAAAGGUGAUAAUGCAAUACAUUGUAUAUGUUAACUUUUUGUAUUUUUUGCACAAAGUAUUAAUUAAAUGUUGUAUAAAAAAAAAGAUACUGUAAAUAUCAAUAAUAAGUUCAUAUAGCACAAAAUUAUUUUAUAGAAUUUUCUUUUCACUACUUUUUUACAACAGUGUUAUUAUAGUGAAAUGUUCUUUUUUGUUCUCGAAACUAAAAUAAUGCACAGACAACUCUUCAAAGCAAACUUGUUGAUAGAACAUAUUUUUGCAUGACAUACUUUUUUUAAUCUGUAUGAUUUUAGAAUAAUUUCACACUGGAAUAAAGAUACUCCCAUUUUUUUAGGGGGGGGGGGGGGGGGGGGGUCAGCAAAUAUUUGCUACCAAAAGACCAAUAUUUCCUUUAUUUGCACAAUAUUGCUAUUUCACUAAUAAUGAAAAUUUUCAUAAAAAGUCUGGUACUUUUAAUAUAGUUUACAUUUCUAGAAUAAACAUACAGCUAUAUGCAUUAGUUACACUGUAUCAGGAAUAUUUUUGGAUUUUUUUAUGCUCCUUGUUAUUUGAAAGGGCUAGUGUGAGAAUUAUAAUCACUGGUUUGUUUUUUCUGAAGACAAUUUAGACAAUUUUGCAUUCAUAGAACAAUAUCUUUUAUAAAUGUGUUUGGUGUAUGGACAUCUACCAAUUGAUGGGAAGUCAAUGGGAUUAAGGUCACUGAUGCUAAAUAUAAAUUUCUCUAUAUUUAGUUUUAAUUUAUACAAUGUAUUUUGUAUUAAAGCAGCAUCAAGGAGUAUUCACCAGUGUAGCUGGUAUUGUUUUUGCAAUUCGAAUGUUAAACAUGGAUAAGAAUAUGAAUAUCCUGUGCAGUAUAGCAGUUAUAGUUAAUAUGGAGGUAAGAAUUUGAGGUGCUCAAAUUUUGGAAUUACAGUGUUUGAAUUAUGUAUAUACAGAUAGGCAUAAAAUCCUGAUGUCAAUGAUUGUAUUUAUUUGUUGGUAGACAUCAUUUUUGAAACCAAAUAUCAGUUUCAUCUUGGAACACUAUAUAGAUUACAGCUAUGUUCCCAGCUGGUUCUGGCUUAAGGUGCUAUAUUCAUAAAUAACCUAGAGCAUUACACUCUCAAUUACAUUAUGCUUGUAUAAUUAUGUUUUAUCUAUAAAUUAGCCAAAUGCUAUUGUCCUAUAUUAUUAUUUUAAGGUGCUGUUGUAGUUUCCCCGUUUUCAGUUGAUAAUUUACCUUGUAACAUUUCUACAUGUUUCCAAU